Molecule: messenger RNA, 1518 nt
Organism: Melanotaenia boesemani (Boeseman's rainbowfish)
Lineage: Eukaryota; Metazoa; Chordata; Actinopteri; Atheriniformes; Melanotaeniidae
Exons: 7
Coding region: 108-719 (203 amino acids)
Source: RefSeq, a predicted model, not a curated record
CAGCAGCUCUCAGUCCGCCCAUCAAUGACGCUGCUCCAGAUGUGGGUCUGAUGUGAAACAACAGCUCCAACUCUAAUGCUACAGCUCCAACUACACAACCACAUAAGAUGUCUGCUGAGCUCUACACUGCAAGCCAACCAGCUGAGAAUAAUGGAAGUCUCCAAACUACCACAGUGGGAGGCAGCAAACCUUUACACCGCUUCCUGAAGGGACAACCCAAGAUUAUGGGUACUGUUGUGCUGAUCAUAGGCGCAUCCUUCUUCAUUCUUUCCAUCGCCAUCUCGACAGGCCACUUCGCUCACCACAUAUGGACAACCAUCCCACCAGGCUUCUUACUGGGAACACUGUUCAUCAUAAGUGGGAUCCUGUUUAUUGUGACAGAGUUAAACCCCACCAAGAAAACAGUAACCAUAUCGUUAGCUUUGAGCAUUGUGUCCAUACUGGGGGCAUGUUGGACAGUUCUGCACAUCCUGCCCGAUCUCCACUUCUUGAGAAGCUCAGCGUAUUUUGAUGAAAAUAUCACAGACACCGAGUUAGCAUGGGCUAAUUAUAGCGAAGCAAUGGGAGUGACUGUGGAGGCACUCUUUCUGUUCUACAGUUUUGUUGGUGCUAUCAUUUUCAUUGUAAUGUCAGUGCUGGCUGGGGCUGCCCUCCGUUCCACGAAAAGUCAGGCCGUUGUUGUGAUGACCACAACGUCAACUACAACACCAGCUGAAUAGCAAGUGCCAGAGGAAGAUCUGAUGUGUGCCGCAUCGAGCAGAGAGAAGAAAAAUGGAGCAUUUAAAAACAUGCAUUUAUCUCUCAUUGUGGGGAUCUGAAUAUACUUGAUUUAAAAUAUGAACCACCUCUUUCUAGUAUGUUGUGGUUCUUGUAUAUAAUUCAGUACACUAUAUGAUAAUGUGCACAGUCUGGUGGUGAUUCUGUGAUUACUUCCUUCCCCCAGUAACGUUAGCUCUAUACUUACCUCCUUUGACAUUUUUCAGAUUCAACAGAACUUUGAACUUUCCCCACAGCACAGGAACUUGACUGGUGAGCUGCAGUGUUGGCUGUCCUAUCUCCACAUGAUGUUUGCACUACAUCUACACCAGGCACAUUUAUCAGAGGAAGGGUCAAACUGAGAUAAGGGGAACAUUUCUCUGCAUAGAGUACAUAGAAUUCAGGAUCAUAUAAGGCAACCUUUGUUGACUGUUUACAUCUAGUUACUUCUGCAUUAAUACUCUACAGAUAAUUUACUAGUCAUAGUGGUUUAUCAAUUAAAACCUUUCUUGAAUUUGUUUAACAUCUCCCAGCUCUAUUUCAUUUGCAAGAACUCUGAUGGAUUGUUUUGAUCAGCUUGGUUCCAGAUCACUAAAUCACAGCUAACAUCUCUACAGCAAAACAAAUUCUAAAUAUAGAUACUGGUAAUGCAGACUGAUAAUACUGAUGCUACUGCCUGACAACUUACCUUUAUAAUAACAGAUUAUGAAAAACUGAAAGCACUGCAGGCUUGAUAUAUGUAAUAAACCCUGUUCAUAUGUA